GACAGUGUGGGGCUGGCUGGAUUGUCCUUCAACGCCGCUUGCCUUUACGGCUUCGGUUUUACCUAUCUUCUCCGUGUAUUUGGACAAACCAUAUCUACUAAGAGGGCCAUACGUUACAACGAGGCAUGGCGGCAAGGAUUUUGUCAGUAGUAAAGCUUGCAACAAAGGUGACUAUUGCUGGAGGAGCUGUAUAUGUCGUCUAUGACUCUGGGCUGCUCGGGAGCAGUGAGCAGGGAGCUGUAGCUCUUGAGAAAGCCAAGGCUGCAAUUCCGCCUGCAGUGGACGAGUGGAUGAAGUACUUCGGCGUGGAGGCUCAACUCCCCACUGUACCAAAGAUGGAGUUUGCCCCCCUUGAGGCAUGGAACUCUGGUGUCAGAUGGACAAUCUCAGCACUGUCAGAAGCUCCUACAAAAGCCUCAGAUUACACCUAUCAGGGUAUACAAUACAUAAAGGACCUCACAAAGUAAAUCAUCUCAGCACCUGACAUUUAUUUAUAUUUUGAUUAUUGCACUGCCUUAUGCUAAGUUUGUACCCUAACUACUUACAACAUUUCAAUUCAUCAUUAGAAUAUGCUGGCGAUUUUGGCAAUUUUAACCAUCAACAAUAAAGUAUUUUUUUCAUUAAAGAUCAUGCUGUAUGUACACAGGGCAGAUUCCUCUUCAUUAUCAUUUACCCAAGAUGUUGUUUAAGAUAAUAGCACUUUUAUUUGUCCCACAACAGGGAAAUUCCAAUGUUGUAUAUUUACAUCAAACUCAACAAUAAAUAAUACUCAAGCCUU
This is a messenger RNA of Periophthalmus magnuspinnatus, 778 nucleotides long. It is a transcript of the gene micos13, whose product is annotated as mitochondrial contact site and cristae organizing system subunit 13. The coding region runs from base 126 to 467 and encodes 113 amino acids. The record is from RefSeq and is a predicted model, not a curated record. Gene Ontology annotation, biological process: cristae formation. NCBI's taxonomy places the organism in Eukaryota, Metazoa, Chordata, Actinopteri, Gobiiformes, Gobiidae. Gene Ontology annotation, cellular component: MICOS complex; mitochondrial crista junction. The transcript is spliced from 4 exons.